Nothobranchius furzeri (turquoise killifish) is the source of this 9434-nucleotide messenger RNA. It is a transcript of the gene rusc1, whose product is annotated as RUN and SH3 domain containing 1. Gene Ontology annotation, cellular component: cytoplasmic vesicle. Gene Ontology annotation, molecular function: protein binding. The record is from RefSeq and is a predicted model, not a curated record. Lineage: Eukaryota; Metazoa; Chordata; Actinopteri; Cyprinodontiformes; Nothobranchiidae.
UGUGGUUUGAUAUGGGACCAGGAGGGGAGGAAUGUUUCUGAAAUCUCGCGGGAACUCACGCCGAGCCUGUGAACGUCGAGAGCAUCCUCACGGACUGCUGGGAUGCGAGAGAUCCGGAGGAGAUGGAGACCUUCAUACGUUUGUCCCUGAUUUUGAACGAUCUUGGGAGUCGAGCCAAGAUGUGACUGUCACGGUGCGUCAUAGUUAGGUUCUGUCCAGCCUACACGCUUGUUUCUAUAGCAACAGAAGUAUCAGAGAAGUCCCAUUCCAACAAUGCAGUCCUCCUCUCAGGCCUCGAAGCCACGGCGUUUUGACGCCAGCAGGCGGAACAUUUCCCAAGCUGGAUCCAAGGUUCAUGGUUCCAGUUUUCAGAGAGAGGAUAAAAACAUGAACACCAUCAACAAGACCUCGCCGAGGAGGAUCACUAAAGCUCCUCCUGCCCCGUCCAUGAUCAGGCCGGGUGUGCAGCCUCGAGCUCCGGCCAUCCAGUCCAGACUGAGCUCACAAAAACAGGUUUCCAACGUCUCCAGAGGAGCUAAACCCAAACCCAAAAGCGCUCGUGCAACUACUGUAGUCCCAGCUGCAGCCAAAGCAGCACCUCCUCCUCCGCUCCCCAGUGUCCUCCCUCUUGACCCAAACUGCAAUGAGCCCAGCCUCCCGUGUCUGUGCUGCGAUGGACGUUCUCCGCAGGACAACAACAGCAUGUUCAACCACAACCACAACAACAACAACACCAUCUCUCUCAGACAGCAGAUGCAGUUGCCACCUCCUCCAGGCCCCCUAGCCCCGGUGCAAGAUGGGAAGAGGGCUAAGGAGCAGGUCCCGUCGGAGGCCAAGGCCCACAAGGAGCCUCCUGCCAACCUGGAGAAAGCAGCAGAAAAAGCAGGUGAAGGGGCCGACGUGGAUAACAAGAAGAAGGUCGAGGAAGAUGACGAUGAUGAGAGCAGUGGAGAUGUUGCUAUCGAUGAGGCAGACAGUGAUGACGAUGAUGAUGAUGACACUCUGGUGCCGUCCUGCUGUGACUGCCCCCCAUCUCUUUUGGAGUUCUCGCUCUCCUCGUCUUCCUCCUCAUACUCCACUUCCAUCAGCUCCUGCUCCGAUCUGGAUUCCGACUGUGCCGACCAGUCCGCCUCCAUCUGCUCCUCACACGAUCAGGACAAUCUGUUCAUUGCGCUGGACCCCAGGGAACACUGUCUCGAUCCAGUUCCGGAAUUCCAGCUUUCUGCCCGUUCACCUCCUUCUCUUUCUCUUAAUAAAAAUCCGUUCUCCCGAGCUUCCCGCUCUCCAAGUGCCGAUUACUCCCCAGAUGAGGGCUACCCCUCCGCACUCGACUCACCUUCUCCUGACUUCCUAGGACUCAAAGGUGACUCUGAGGUCAACAAGCUAGGUUUGCUUGACUUCCUGGAGUCCGUAGGGGAGUUUGGUAAAAUGGAGCGCUUCAGCCAGGUGAUCCAAGUGGCUCACUGGGAUCUGGAAGGGGAGCAGCACUGGGAUGUUCUGCGGGACCGUUUGGAUCACCUGGAUCGUCUGGAGAAGGUGAACAGGGAGGUUAAGCUUGCCUACAUCGCCAGACUCCAUGAGAAAGGUUUGGACCUUGGAGAUCUGGAGGAGCAGGACCUCACAGACGUCAUGGACGAAAUGGGAAACAUAGACAUUCCCUGGAAGUUGUACAAAAGCCAGAGUGGAACACUGAGGGACUCUCAGGAGUUUUCCGAUGCCGGAGUUGACCUGACUGCUCCGUCGGACUGCGACGAUCCACUUGUUCCUGACUCACCCUCCCCUGAGGAGCCUCCACCUAGACCACCAAAACCACCGGCACGUCAUGCCAGUGUGACCUCUGACCUUCACACCUACAUCCACAUCAGUAGAGAGAGCUCCUCCACAGGCGUCACCGCCUCCCCCACGCUGGUCACCUUCUCCCCUAACUCCUCGUCCCCCACCUUCACCACGUUCAGAUGUGAGAAGCCUCCCCCUUCGUCUCCACCGUCCGUCCCUCCUCUCCCCGCCUCCAAGCCGGUCUCUUACCUCACCCUCUACACCGCUCCUUCUCCACCUCCGCCCAUCGCCGCUCUUAUUCCUCCCAUUCCUCCACCCAGAAAACGGCACCUUGCCAGGAAGGAGGCCCAGCGCCUCGCUGCUCUUCAAGCUGAGCAGGAGAUGACCCCCGUCUCCCUUCCACCACCCACCACACGCCCUCCCCCUCUGCCUCCUCCGCCCGUUAUUUCAGUCACUUCCUCCUCCUCUCCACCUGCAUCACCACACCCACCCACCUUGCCCCCGCCCCCCUCCUUCCACACUUUAGAUGUGGAGAUUCGGAAGCUGCUGAUGCUGGCCGGACUGACCCAGGCGGAGCUGCUCAAGCUCAGCCCUGAGCUGGGCGUCUGUGUUGGGGGGCUGGAGGAGAAGGAAGCCGAUAAUCUUGUUACAUCCAGAUCUCUGGAGUCACGAGAGUUCAGGUUGCAAGACGGAGGGGAGGAGAGUGAACCUGGUGCAGGCCAGUGUGAUGGAACAGCAAAUACAGCCGAGGGAGGUGAAAAGGAGGACGAGAACAGCAGCGCACAAAGAACCACCUCGUUUACUGAGAUGGCGAGAAGAAGGAAGAGGAACACGAGUCUGAUGGCUGACCAUUACUACAGCUCAAGUUUUAGCAAUUCACACAAAGCCAUGAGCAUCGAGGCUUUCCAACGUCCUAAAGAGCUCCCCCCCAGUUCUCCACCGCCACCUCCUCCUCCUCGUCCUUUGCCUCCAAUCCCGCCUUCGCUGUCACCCCCAAAAGCCAGCACUUUACCAGCCAACUCUGAGCAGCCUGAGCGCUUUGAUUGGCUCAUAGCGUUCACACCCGAAGCCCCGCCCCAGCUCUCAGCCGCGGAGAAGAGAAAAUCUCACACGGAAACCGCCAAAAAGCCGACGUCAUCGGGCUCGCCUGCACGUUCCGGUCCAAGAGUCACGACCUUUAAAGAGCUGCGCUUCCGCAACAAGAGCGCCUCCCCUCCGACGAAGGUGAUAACUGAACCCGAGCCCGACCCCGCCAUCGUCACGCCCGAUCCAGACAUCCUCUACAACUUGAAGUGGAGAAGGGAGAAGGCAGGCAGCGAUGGCAGCCAGUGGGAGUACACCUCCCAGGCUCAAGCCCUGUUGAUGCAGCCGCCGCCAGCCCUCACCUCGAUGGCCGCCCUGCAGGAGAUGCUGCAGAGAGCCGACGCCGAGGGCAGGCAGCCUGAGCUGUGCCCGUCACGAGAGAUCUGCGACAGCAGCCUGUGGAGCACAGGCAAGGAGGAGGAGAGAGGAGAAGUUCAACCAGAGGUAAAAGAAGAGGAGACGGUGGAGGUGAGAGGCCAGGCUGACGGAGGGAGAACGCUCGAGUCAAGAACCACGGUUUCCUCACCCCCACUCCCCCUCGCCCAGUCCUCCCAACCCUACUUCCUGCACCCUGCCCUCCCUUCCUUUCGCCCAGGCUACUGUAGCUCACAGCCUCUUGCAGAUCUCGGCUCCCAGAGACGCGUAGGCGAAGACAAACACUUCGGCAAACACUGGAGCCCCGCUGCCAGCUCAGCUCGUCUCCACGGAGAUGAUUCCAGCUCUGGAUUGAGCGAUUCUCUGGUUGAUUUAGGUGUAGGUUCGCCUCGCUGCUAUGAGGAUAUUUUUAAACGGAGCACACAAUCGGCGAAUCGAAGCUUUACUGAUUCUAGAGCCAACAAAGGGGAGCUUGUGUCUGACUCGGUUUGUAACUUGGACUCCCUCUACAGCAGCGAUUCGGGGAGCCCCCUCGCUGGGUGUGACCCGGUGUUUAGCGGCACCACUGGAGGGCCGGGCUGCUCCACCCCCUAUAAGAACAUAGACGUCAUGAUGACGUAUUUAGACAGCAUCGGCGCGGUGGACUCUCUGUACUCAGAGCGGAGUUCACACGCAGACCGUAACCUCUACAAGGCAAGAACGCACAAAGAGCUCCCCCCACUCCCCACCUAUUACCUGUACUCCCCUAAAAACUGCCCCCUUCACCGAGGGUCCCCUCCUCGCCUCUCUCCCAUCGGAGCCCUCUCUCCUCCCCAGCGUUCCGGAGCCCCCUGCUCCCACCUGAACUCCCCUCUUUUCCCCCGCUCCCAUACCCUACCUGCCCUCGCUGCUCCCCUCUACUACCCAAACCUCUACCCUCCUAUACCACCCAGGCCUCCCCACUUACCCCCAAAACUCUACCAGGGUCCUCUGCAGCCACAUGUGGCGACUGUUCGCAGUGUCUCGUUCGCCGGUUCUGUGCGGCGGAGCGACGCACCCUGGAUGGGCGAGGAUGCGGAGCGUCCAGUCAGAGGUCUGACCUCUCUGUGUCUGCAGGAAAAGAAAGCGCUGGUCGGUGCAGUCGGCGCAGCAGUGGAAGCCAUCUUGGCCCAGUUCAGUUCUUCUCGGACUAUCGUCCAGAAGGCCUUAUCUGGAGACAGCGCCGUAAAUCCAUCUCUGGGCCGCCUGGUGCUGCAGUGCCUCUGCCCCGCCCUGCAUAACUUGCUGACUGAUGGCUUGAAACCUCACCAGAGUGACCUGAUUGCAGGCAGGAGGCCAAACUCUGCCUGGGGUCUGGUCCAAGCCACAGCGAGGCCAGGUCCUAAAACUCAGGCCUUGUUCAACCUGCGAGUCCGAGUGGGCGAGCUGCCCCAGCUGGAACGGAGCAAACACAGGUUCAACGCCUUCCUCCUCGGACUUCUGAACACCAAGCUUCUGGAUUUCUGGCUGUCUCAUCUUCAGUCUUGCUGCGAUGUGCUGGAGGCGUGUUACCAUCCCAGCUCUUUCAUGCGCCUGUCGCUGACCGCCUGUCGACCUCAGUAUGAGGAGCUGCUCCUCGUGCUGCAGCCUCUCAGCCUGCUCACCUUCAACCUGGACCUGCUCUUCCAGCACCACCAUUUGGAGCCGGAUGCUCAGAGGCCGGGGGUCCUCAGCUCUCCCCUUCAGGAGGCCGGGCGACAGCCGGACACACGAGGCCAACCAAACAUCACGGGCAGCAGAUACACAGAGAGCCUUUCUGAAGUAGACUUUGGAAGUCCAGAACAUCCAGAAGCUACAAAGUCUUCAGCUGAUCCAAAGGUUGGAGGGCGGGAAGGGUGUGCACACCCAGACGCUGAACCUGGAAAGGCUUUGUUUACUCUUGGGAAAACGAGUCCUCAGCUGCUGUGGGUGCAGGAAAAGGACAUUGGAGGUUUACCUCCUCCGGAUGCUGAGGAGGACAGCUUCACUCAGCAAGCAGGACAGGCGAUCCAGCAGGGAUGGGGAGCUGUGAUGCGCUGGGGGGGGCGGCUGGGUCACAACCUGUCUGCGGGGAGAAGGGACGAGGCCCAGACAGGAAGUGACUACGCUCCUGUCAGCGGUGGCACUCCCGUUCCCUGGAGUCUGGGGCGACUCUUUGGAGCCUCUAAAAGCCCCAACAGCCCAGCUGGUCUCACCCCCCCAACCAGGCGUCCUUCUCAGUGGUUGGCUCCCGGUGUCACCGCUCUGACCCGAAUGGUGAGCAGCAGUUCUGCUCCGAUACUACGACGGAUCCCUGAGCCCAUUGGAAGGAACAAGUCUGAUUCAGAGAAAGACACAGACACUCUGGAGAUGAAGGACAAACCCAAACCACUCAGGUCUGUUCGAACGCUGUGCCACCACACGGGGACCGGUUCGGAGCUCAGCUUCUGCAAAGGGGAGGAGCUUGUGGUGUUAGGAGGCGUCGACCAAGACUGGAUUCGGUGUCGUCAGGGAAACAAGGAGGGGCUGGUACCUAUUGGCUACACCUCCCUCAUCAUGUGACACUAAAACCGCUGCACUAACUCAGUUAAAGAAAUAAACAAAUGCAUAUAAAAUCUAUACUUAUUUAUAGAAACGUAUAUAUUUGGUGAGUCUUGAGAGGUUGUGAGGUUGCAGCGCUACUCUGAGGGAUAUUUGUCGCUGCUGUUUGAGUUGAGAGCAUAGCGCCAUCUGCUCUGCUUUACUUUCAUCACCAGUCGUUUUCACCAUAUGGGAUGUUUUCCCACAGCAGUCCUCCCAGUGUGGCGACAUUUAACGGCUCUCAUUCAGCAGGAACACAGCAGAUGGUGUGAAAUAAUGACUCAACUCAAAUUUAGACGCCUGGAGGCGCCUCUGAUCUCUGAGUCAAGUAUCCCUUUUUAACGUCUUUCUUAUUUCCUGCCCUCCGCCUCGGCCGCCGAUCGGGAGCCGACGCUCUGCCCCGGCAGACUCGUGCUCUUUCCGAUGGGCGGCUGUGUGCCCGCCGGAGGAGAGAGAAAGCAUGUUGGAGUACCGCGCUGCAGCUUUUGGUGCACACCGCGUAACUAUGUAGUGAACUGUAGCCGUGUAGAUCUGUGUUCUAUCGACCUUUCACCCUUUAUCAGCCUCUCAUCUUUGGCCUGGUUUGUGUGUGUUCCUGUUAUAUAUUUGACCGUAUAAAUAUAUAUAUAAAUAUAUAUAAAGACUACGUGUAUAGCUAAACGAGCAGAGACUGGUAGAUAUAAAGAUAGAUGGCAGAUGAGUGUGGUGUUACAUGAUUGGUCCAUUUCUACUUGUGCAGCUUGCCUCACCCAUCCAGUGAAAGUUUAUUUUAGGUAUAAAAUCCAAUAACUUCCCUCUUGUGUGCUUCGUGUGCUGCCGAUAUAGCUCAGAUGUGUUUUAUUUAUUGUCCCGUGAAUCCUCUGAGUCUAACAUUUACAGCGCGGUGCCGAACUCAUCCCUCGUUUCUUUAAGUUUUACUUCCAAGGAGCUCCUCGUAUGUAGAAGUGAUCCCGACCAAUGUUCAUUCAUGUUUUCUGAAGGUCUUUCGAAGGUUUUCCCAGAACUUUUUCACUUAUUUACAGUGGCGUGUCCGGAUCUUUUGAAAUGGGGUGGCCCAGGUGAGGCACAACUUUGUGCAUGGGUGGCACCACUGGUUAUGCUUUUUUUUUUGUUUUACCCCCCAAGCCUUUUGCGGACAAUGAAAAGCCUAUUUAAAGGUAAAUUAGUGUGGUGGCACCUGGGGUGGCCAAUCAGAUUCCAAGGGUGGCAUGUGCUACCCGGGCCACUCCCUGGACACGCCCUUGCUUCUUUUUCUAUUUAUUCAAUGUUAGUUAUUCAUUUGCAGAUUUUGAAAGGGUAGAGUAUUCAAUGGUUGGUUUUACUUUUAAUUAAAAAAAAAAACAGCAGCAGACUUCUCAACAAUUUAAUUUCAUAAAUAAAAGAGCGCCCUUUCUGGAAGUAUCUCCCGUUAUCCUGAAAGGUAAACGCGGACGCACAUGUGUUACCGGCGGCCAGUUUUACAUCCACUACUUUUUAGAUAUAUAUAUUUAAUUUUGACAUUUCCUUUUUUCUUCUCCACCUGUUUAAUUUGCACGUUUUUAUUGCUAAACAUUGUCAUGAUUUGGUUCAAGGGCUUAAAGUAACACUAAACCUUUUCCUGCUCCUCCGCCCUGCUGGUUGAAAGUGGAAUUACAACUGUCGUAAACAACCCUGCCGGAGCUAGCGGCAACAAUGAGCUAAUGCUAACAUGAGCCAACUAAUACUAAAAUAAACCACAAAGUAAAAAGAUCCACACUGUUGGACAAAAAUAUUAUUACUUAUAAGUCCAGCAGCAACAAAGCCAGGUCACCAUCAGUCCGUGAUUUUGUAGCCUCCUUUAGCUCCCUCCAAGCUAGCUUAGGACGCACCGAUGUUCACUGUGGUUUUAGCUCUUUGCUUCACCUCCAAAGACAUUACUCUCUUACUUUUACUUCCUGGCUCCGCCAAGGUGCGGUAGCACAUUUGCAGUUAGUACAAAACUCAGCCGCUAGGUUCGUGAUAGGCACUAGGCGCAGGGAGCAUAUCACCCCUGUGUUGGCAUCCCUUCAUUGGCUGCCUGUGCAAUACAGGGAAAAAUUCAAGGUCUUGGUACUGGCAUACAAGGCCUUACAAGGAACUGCUCCAGCAUAUCUUGGCAACCUUUUGCAUAGGCACGCCCCCUCGCGGGCCCUUCGCUCAGCCGGCAGGGAGCUGUUGAUCGUUCCACGCACUAUGUGCAGGUCACGGGGGGACCGUGCGUUCUCGGUGUUGGCACCUGCACUUUGGAACCAGUUGCCUUUGGUUGUGUGUCAGUCACCCUCAUUGGGAUUUUUUAAGACUCGCCUUAAGACCAAUUUUUUUGUCAAGGCUUUUCAGGAUUAGCAAAUUUUACCCGGUUUCGAUGCCCCGGCCUCUUAAUCUUUUUCAGGAUUUUAUUUUUUGCUUUUACUCUCCUCUUUUAAUUGAUUUUAUGUUGGUUUUACGAUUGUUAUGUUUUAUUCUGAUGGUUUUAUGUUUUUAUUGUGCCGUGUUCAGCACCUUGGGCGUCUGCAUUGGUCGCAGAAGGGGCUUUAUAAAUAAAUGAAAUGAAAUGAUGCCAACAGAAAAACCUAAUUUCUUAUUUUUUUCUAUCUGUGCUUUUUAUUGGCCAUUGGCGAACUGAAAAUGCCAAUCGCAAGCGUUACAGCUAACCGCCGUAAAGCAGGUAAAGGGCCCCCCAUAGAGGACCUACCCACUCCACUGAACUAUCAAAUAUGGUUUUUGGCCAGCAGAGGGCAGCAGAGUGGUGUCAAAUAUGAAACUGGUCAAGUUUCUACCUCAACAAUCACUGAGAUCAACAUUAUAUCUUAGCUUAAAGUUAAAAAAAACUAUUUAGUGUUACUUUAAAAUACAGUAAAAUGCAAAAAAAAAAACAAUGUUCAAAGACCUACGAAAGCCCGAAGAACUACAUUUAAAUGCCAUUCUGAAAGAUCUCAUGACUUUUGGCUUUUUCGAAGUAAAGUUUAAAGAAAUCUGGAGUAUUUCAGAACUUUUGCAUGUCCUGUACAGCUACACACGCACCUAGUAAUUAAAGAGAAUAUCAGACAACAGCAAUUUGCAGCUCAAUUAGUGGUUGAAAAAACCUGAUUAAACUAUCUUCAGCUCUUAAUCUGAGAUUAAAUCCCAGAUUUUCUGGAACUCCUGGAAGUUUCGGUGAAUCCUGCAGCUUUGGUGGCUUUUUCUGAUCAUAGUUGAUGUUAAUGGAAGUGGCCGUGGUUUUAUCCAGAUGCUGCUCACAUGAAACGUGUUGCUUUGUGCCAUAUAUUGAUUUGUUUGUUCUCUAUAUUCUGUAUGGAUUACUAUGCAUCUGCGUAAGUGUUUCAGCUGUUUUUGCUCAUCAACGAGCCAAACGCUUAGUUUGAUGGUCCAUCCGAGGCGUUGAGGCGGAGGAAGCAGGAAUGCUUUCGUUGGCGUUGAAAAACAAAUCAGGGACAUUUCAGCUCUUCUUGUUUUAUCGUGAGAGUGCUAUGUAGCAUGAGAUUAUUGGCGCUAUGGCAACAGUCCAGUAGCAGCGAGACAAUAAACCGUUUCUCAUCAUGUAAAUAAUCAUCACGACAAAACGGCGUCAAACUGAAAGUAAUAAGAAAUUAUGUCGACUUAUAGAUUGAACAUUAGUAAAAAUAUUACAGUUUUUUUUAAUAACAUGA